AUGUCUUCAACAGCAGUAGAGACCAAGACAACAACCAACAACACCACAACAAAAAGAGGCCGCUACGGCCUCUAUAACACUCCCCUCCUAGAAUCAAACGCCAUGCGCAAAAUAGUAGCAGAACAAUGCUCUAUGAACCCCGGCAAAGCAGCCGUCCUCCUCCAAAUAUCCGCAAAAGGCAUCGGCAAAGGCGUCUCAGACCACAGCAGCUUCACAAAGCGACCUAUCGAACGCGCCCGUAGAAGUUUAGUCUACAUCUACGGCAUGAGUUUUGGUACAGAAUCCGAGCGCCAAAGAAUAACAGACGCCACACAUCGCGCCCACAUGCGCGUUAAAGGAACCGACUACGACGCCGACGAUAUCCAGCUCCAACUCUGGGUAGCAGCUACAAUCUACUGGUCCAUGGUAUUAGGAUACGAGGAAAUCUACGGCGCAAUGGAAGACGAGUUCGCCGAUCAAGUCUAUAAGGAGUUUUCCGUUAUGGCGACUGGUUUACGUGUAGAGGCGGGGCUUUGGCCAGCUGAUAGGGAGAGUUUCGCAAUUUAUUGGGAGAAGAUGAUUGCCGAGUUGGAGGUUACUGAUGAAGCGAGGGCUGUUGCGAGAGAUGUUAUGUAUUCUGGUGUUAAUAUGCCAUGGGGGUUUUGGAUAUUGGCUAAGCUUCUUGGGCCUAUGCAGAGGAUUGCUACGGUUGAGUAUUUGCCUGAGAGAAUUCGGGAUCAGCUUGGUUUUCCGUCAACGGUUUAUACGAGGACGAUGUAUUGGGUUAAGGUUGGUGUUGAUAGGGUUGUUUAUCCUUUGUUGCCGGAGGGUGUGAGACAUUUUUCGAAGAUUUAUCAUAUGGCUGAUUUUCGGGAUCGGUUGGCUAAGGGGACCAGGUUGUGA
Messenger RNA from Penicillium angulare, 882 nucleotides. Its product is annotated as oxygenase MpaB family protein. Gene Ontology annotation, molecular function: oxidoreductase activity. The transcript has a single exon. NCBI's taxonomy places the organism in Eukaryota, Fungi, Ascomycota, Eurotiomycetes, Eurotiales, Aspergillaceae. The record is from RefSeq and is a predicted model, not a curated record. The coding region runs from base 1 to 882 and encodes 293 amino acids.